AUGGUACAAUACACAAGAGCGACAGCGCCUUCAAAGGUUGGAGGUAGGCCCAAUGUCACCACCAUCAUCCCAACCAAAUCUUCCACCCACAAUUUCUAUGACCUGUUCAACAGCCUGCAAGUGUCGCCACCCUCCUUUACCACCAGCAACAUCCAGACUGACUUCAAAGCGGAAGUAGAAGAGGAUUAUUCAACGGGCAGCGAUCAUAGCCUUGAGAGGGGUCACGAAGUGGAUAAGAUGGAGGGAGUUUAUCAGGAUGACCGAAAGAAAGUAGUUGGAAGGGGUAUUGUAGGGGAGACGUCGUACGAUGACGGUGACAAUAAGGACGACAUCGAGAUGGUUGAGGCGGAGGAGGAGGAGGUAGAGUCUUCUGGUGGUUCGGAGUUCUGCUUGGGCGAUGAAGGCAGUAGUGGAAGCGAAGGGAUGUCUGAGGAGGAGGAGGUUAAAGGGACUGGCAAAUUUGGAGGAAAAAAGCCCACAAGACCUUUUGCCCCUACCAGGGUGGGAGGUAGACUCAACGUCAGUAGCAUCGACACAAGCGGCUCUUUCGCCCACACAUUCGAUGAUCUCUUCCACCAGCUUCACCUUCCGCCACCCUGCUAUACUCCGAGUGCGAUGCAACCCCACAUCAAGACGGAAAUGGAAGAUUGGAUCAGUAGACAGGACGACGCCAUGGACUGCGAUGCUACGCACCAAGUGGAGGAUAACGUCAGUGAAUACGAGGAGGUGUUUAAGAAGGUCAAAGAAGAAGAUAAGGGAGGUGACAUAUCAAGCGUUAAAGAUGCCGAUGGAGAGGAUAGUUACGAUAACAGCAAACUCGACAUCAUGUUGGUAGACCAGCAGGAAGAAGAAUAUUGUAGUGGGUCGGAAUUCUGUUUGGUGGAUGAAAGCAGCAGUGAGAGUGAUGGAAGUUUGGGUGAAGAUGAUGAGUCUGAAGAAAGUAGCGAUGUUCUCACCCACGCAAAAAAAGAUAAGAAGGGGGAAGGUAAACAUCAACAUAUCGAAGCGACCAGUGGUCCGACGCUGAUCAGCUCUUCGAUUCGCAGGAAACCUCUGGAUCACAUGAACCGACCUCGACCCGCCCCUCCAGACGACUACCACGUGCCAAAACCUGCAUGA
Molecule: messenger RNA, 1119 nt
Organism: Kwoniella mangroviensis CBS 8507
Lineage: Eukaryota; Fungi; Basidiomycota; Tremellomycetes; Tremellales; Cryptococcaceae
Exons: 3
Coding region: 1-1119 (372 amino acids)
Source: RefSeq, a predicted model, not a curated record